CGCAGAGUUGGUGAAAAGAGACGACGUGGGCAAAUUACUCAAAAUGAAACAAUCAAUUUGAUCAACUGCGCUGUCAGCAUUUCAGAGAGAGAAUCUGAACCUUAAAGGUUUAGUCCAAGCAGGGAACAUCGCUAUUUGAGCCAGGUCACGUUUGAGGACAUAAAAUAGCUGUAAUUUAGAGGACAGACGGCUUGUCAUCACGUAAGCCAGUUUAUUGCAAAGUACAGGUCAGUGUACUUAUUGAUUCGCUGUAUUUAGUAAUAAAAGCAUCUCUCCUUCUAUCUGGUUUUGUUCCAAUUUAUAUUUGUCCUGGCUGUGGCUUAUCCGUGGCACUGUUUGGCCUUGAAUUUGCAUUUCCUGGUAAACUCCCAAUAAUUCACAGUUUAGUAAAUAGCUCAUAUCCUGCUGUCUUGACUCUGUUCUCUAGUGUCCUUCUUUUGGGGACAUCAAGGAACUGGCCCCCAAAAAGUGUAGUGAGAGAGCAUCAUUAGCCAUCGCAUCAUUAGAAACUGAGCUCCCUGCAUGGUCUGCCUUCAGUGGGCCAACAUGGAUCAUGACAGGUAGCCUGCCGUGCAUUCACACCAGACUGACCUGCCAAUCCUUAGGGCGGACCCGCCCCUUUCUGGGUAGGUCCACCCUAUUUUGGCAGCAUCAGUGACGCAUUAUUGACUUUGAGAGUUUUUCCAUUAAAUGUUUGGUCGUGGUGAGCUGAAAGUGAAAUCUCCAACUUAACUGAAUUGGAUUUAUUUUGUCAACGACUCUUUUGGUACUGUUUAGUUAAUGAGCUUCUUACUGAAAUAUGGUGGCUGUAAGUUUGUCAUUUAAUCUUAUUCAGCGCGAAAAAGAAAAUAAUUUUCCUUGGACAAUAAAACCAUAAAGAUGUAAACGGUUAGUCAGUCAUGCCAGUAGUGAGUAGCGAUGGCUUGCUUUGGGUGAAAAACAACCUUUCAACAGGCACAUUUUUGUAAUUGUUAAAUUUUGACCGUGUCCUAAAAAUGAAAUUUGCAGAGAGGAAAAAAAGAUUUUCCAUCACGUGGGUGGCCCCGGGUCAUUACAGUUAUAUAAUAACUCCAAGAACAGACAUAUGGAGCAGUAUUAUAAACACACUAUAAGUGGGUCAGGAUUUUUUUUUCCACUUGGUCUGUGAAUCUGUUGCUCUGCUAAGCAUCCUAGUUUUAUUUUCUACAUACUUUAUAUUUUCGGAACUUGUGUUUGGUGGCGCGCAAUAAAAAAGGAAUAAAGGAGGCCCAGUCUAAUAUGGCUGCCUACUGUCAUUGCAGAAGUUUAUGUGUGAAAUUUUCAAGGAUUACAUGACUAUGUUUUAUGAAAAUGGUAACAGAUAAGUUUUGUUGAUGAUUUGAAACAUCUCUGUGCUUAUUCUGAAGGGGAAAAAAAGUGCGCAACAUAUGCUACGAAUUGAUAGAAUGCAAGAUAUUAACGUAUGCGUCCUUGAGUUAAAAAAUGCUUUGACCCUUUACAUUUGGAAUGUUAGGAUGGAAUGAACAAACCUAAAAACUGGGGGAUUGGGCUUAUGGACCUGCAUUCUAAGUGUGUAAUAUAUUCAUGGUAUGUUUUUCCUUCUGCAAAGCUGAAAAUCAUGUGCAUUCAGGUAGAUAUACCAAGCUAACUUACAUAGUACACCUCUCAACAUGUUUCUCUCAUAUCCCCCCUGUCUCGUCUUUCCUCCAAGCUAUACGUGUUAAGAUCCUUUAACCUUUCCUGGACAGAUAGAGUUAUUGAUUUAUCUCUGUAAACUGAUAUAUUCUCAGCUGGUGUGCAAAUUUUGAGCUUCCUUCAAACAAUGCUUGAAAUAUGUCUAUACACAGCCAUCUGCUUCCAGAACGUGCAAAAAGUUCAUCUAAAAUGGUCAUUGUUCACUGUGCUACACAGUCUAUUAAUUCUGCAAUUUCCAUCCAUUAUUGUACCCACAGUGUGGAACAUGAUUCCUGUAUUACGCUUCUCCUCGAAAUGUAACCUCCAUUUUCCACUUCUAUGCUCCCAAACGGUCCUCUACAUAUACUUAAUUGACUUGUCUAAUUAUUAAUUGAAGCUUCCUCCAAACCAUCCAUUUUUUUCUUAUUUUUCUCCUGAAACCACUAACUGUAGAGAUGAGAUUGCCGGGAGCUAUCCUACACUUGAAAGCCCAUGGCCUUGGAAUAGAGGCCACGGAAAUGACUAGUCUUUGGGUUUUGCAAAACACUGAUCUUCCAGGGAGAGCAGAGUCAAGAUGGCCUUGGAGAAAUGAUGUAUGACCUUUUAAAAGCAGGGUCGUGCACCUACACGUUACUGAAUACCUGCAAAGAAGUUAACUCUCCCAGCUGUGCUUGGAAAACUACAGUGAAUCUACACAUAGUCACUGUGCUAACUCUGAGCUCAUGCCAUGCAGCGGGAAGGCAGGAGAUUGGUGUGAAGUUAAUUCUCAAGACCCACUUUACUUGUAAUAAAGCUUUUAAGCUGUUUAUAGUCCACGGGGAUAUAUUAAGAAUUCAGCAGGAUCUUCUGCAAGCUGUUUCGGCAUGCACUACACAAUAUCUCGUUCCUGUGUGAAUUGGAGGAUGAACAGUAGGAGCCUGGUACCCAUCCUGGCUGGUAAUGAAGAUUCUCAGUUGCUCCCGCGGUCCUGCAGAUCGUAUGAUGACAUGUGCAAGGUUGGUGGGGAAGCUGCGCUGCAGGGAGGAUCUUUGCAGAUGUGAUACACUGUGUCUUUUCCAAAACAGCAAUCCUGCGAUUCAAAAGAUGGAAAACUCACACAGACACUUUCACUACAAUGCAAGAAAAAUGGAUUGUUCGAGAAAAACCAUCCCUGCCCAGGAUUUUUAACAUUAUGUUUACUUUUAAAUAUGUGUUAAAUAUAUAAAUCUACACACUGUAUUACUUUAUUUGCCUCUGUGCCUCUGAUGGAGUGCUUCCAUCUUGUCUCCUUUCAAUCACUGUUUUGCUGUUGAACAAAGUACAUGGAGGAAUAGGAGUAAAAACAGUGUUUGUGUUUUCCCUCCUCCAAUGCACUGUAUGCCAUGUGUGCGCAGUUUUGUGAGAUCCUCCAUAGACCUCUCUGCUGCUUUCUUGCGCACGUACGAGAGAGUAGAGCAAUGACGUUGGUCCUGGCAGCUGAAGCGCCGGAAAAAGAAUGGCAGCGCCCGCUUGGGACUGGUUCAGGUAAGUAGAACUCAACUUUGCCUGCCUCCCUAGCAGCGAUGUCAUUGCAAAUUAUACAAGGUCCCCAUAUUACUUUUAGUUUCACUCCAGCAGCCAUUAAGGUGUAAGCUCACCUGUCAAGGCAAACCUCCUAACUGAGAGCUAUGCUAACAAUUCACCUUGAUGUUUUCAGAUAAAAGGCAAAAUGAGUCAGAAAGGGGAAUUCUUAUGAACCUCUAUACACUUAUUAACCCUUAAAGGGCACACAUGGGAAGGGCAGGAGAACUGUAACAUGGUUGUUAUAAAAAAAAAAAUGAAAUCCUAUGGGGGUACAAUGAGGGAGGUUUUAACCUUUAAACCUCCUGCAGGUGGGGGGAUCUCUAUUUAUUGUUUAAAAAAAAAAAAAUAGCGCCUGGGCAGCCAUUGCUGCCAAAUCUCAAGAAAGCCCCCCAUGGUGAUGGGGACUGUGAAACAAGUUAUUUAAGUCGCUCACCCAAAGCCCAUACGUGGGGGCACGGGAGGGGGACUUUGCCCACACCUUGUUAUUUUAUAUAAACCAACACCACGGUGAUCAGUUUAUUAAACCUCCAUAUCCUACACAUAGUAUAUGUGUGGCGAAACCAACCUCGCCACUGUACACUGGAGAAGCCUGGUUGCUCGCCUGCUCCCUUUAGACUAUGGCCCUGCAGUUCAGACCUGUUAUUUUCCCUGCUGAAAGGUUUAUUCAUGCCUUUCUGCCAGGGUGUUCGGUAGAUUCAAUCUACCGAACAAACUACCGAACGAUGGACCACCUGGGAACUGGAGUGUGCCGUCAAUUGACCGCCCAGAAGCUGCGGUUAACCGCAGCUUAAUUGAUGAACGCUGGGAGGCCUUUGUUCGGUUGCCGAACACGUGGCAGCGGCCAUUUUACCUCCCGAACGGCCAGCGGUGUUCAGCACCUAAACUAUGGAACUGAAAACGGACACUUAAUUGCGCGAACACCGCUGGGCCGCCAGCCUCCUUCCCUUCCCAUUCGAGAGCGGAACCGAAUGACUGUUCAUUCGGUAGUUUAACCGGAUGAACAGCAUCACCCAGAUAGCUAAGCCAUGGAGCCUGUUCAUGUAACGAAAAGACUAUGUGAAGGACUUUGGCUCCAUGGCGAUUGAACUGUAUGUAUGUGAUCUGAGCGCCAUUCGCUAAUAAUGUGCGCUCAGAUCUGAGCUAUCUGGGGAUAUGUAGAACGUAUAUGUUUUAUGUACUGAAUGUAAUUGUAGGUAAUUUUAUGUCUUUUACUGUUUUUCUGCCAUGUGGUUAAUGGAGUUUUGCCUCUGUCUUUGGAGAUAAUUGGGCAGGGCAGAGAGGAGGGAUUGUGAUGCAUUGUGGGAUGGUUGAAAUGUGUAAGUCUGUGAUUGGUCAUUUUACCCUUUGUGUCCCAGUCUCCCAUUUGGUCCCCUAGGGGAGUGUCAACCAGGUGGGAGACCUGCAUAAAAGCCGGGCAGUUAGCCCCAGUAAAUCAGUUCCUGCUUAAUCCUCAAAGUGCAGUGUCGUCUCAUUAUUGGGGGAGGAUUUACUGUAUGCUGUUAGAGACUGAUUGCCAGGAGUGUAAGCCGCUUGGGGGCUUUUCCUGUUCGUCUGCUAGCAGCUAUUCGUGUGUCUCCAGUUCGGGAGUUUGGAGUGCUACUUGGUAUGCAGUUUGGGAGUUUCGAGUAUUCCCUUGGUUGCAGUUCGGGAGUUGGUGAAUUCGUGGGUUUGCAGUUCGGGAGAUUGGUGCUUGCAGUAGCUGUCUGUGCAGCUGAGAAAGGGGAAUAUCCUCUUGUGGGCAAAAUGGUCUGUUACAAUAUGAUUCUGAUGCGAAAGCACUGAUUUUAAUUCAGACACCAAAUGCAUGCAAGCAAUUGCUGCAAGUUCGCUCAGAGAGACAGAAGUUUGACUGUAUUUGAUUAAAGGGACACUAUAGGCAACCAGACCACUUCAGCUUGUUGAUGGGGUCUGGGUGAAGUGUGCCGGGUCCAUUAACCCUGAGCAGGUAAUUAUUGCAGUUUUUAAAAAACUGCAAUAAUUACCUGCUAGGGUUAACUCCACUUUUAGUGGCUGUUUACCAGACAGCCACUAGAGGAACUCCCGGAUCGUUAGGCAACUUUUGGUUACUUAACUGAUACUGGACGUCCUCACGCUAUGCAUGUGGACAUCCAGCUUUACCCAAACCCCCUAGGAAAGCAUUGCAGUGCAAUGUGGAUUAAGUCUCCCCCGUCAGCGGGGGAGGAGAGAAGGCGGACUCAAGCCAGUGCUUGAGGGACAUCGGUGCUGGUCCCAGGUAAGUGACAGAAGGGUUUUUUAACCUCUUCGGCAUAAUGGGUGGAGGGGUCUUGAUGAAGGCGGAAGCUAUAGUACCAGGAAAAUACGUUUGUUUUCCUGGCACUAUAGUUUCCCUUUAAAUAUGAGAAUUGCCAAUGCUGUUGGAAUUCGGUAAUCCAUUUAGUGAACAACCCUGUAAAUGUUAUAGUUACCAAUGUACCCACAACUUGUAUGUGGGUAUUUGAUGUAGGAAGUGCGUCAUCGUAGAAUGCCAAACCCAGCUUAUAUACCACACUGCAUUGUCAGUGCCGCCAUAUAUACAGCAGUGUGGAUUAUAUCUGUUUGGCGUAGAACAAUAAGAUAAAAUCAAGUCCAAUCCAGUUUGAUCUACACAUUUGCUUGUAGUUAAAAUCUUGUGAACGGGUAUUAAAAUCUAAAAAUAAGCAAACAAAUCUGUCUCUGCUUUAGGCUACAAUUACUUUUUUUUUUUUUAUAGCUUAGUAAAUUAACAAAUUAAGUAUCCUUUGUCCCCAGCAUUAUAAAGUAAAUAAUGCACAUUGCUGCCACAUGCCCGUUCCAUAGGCUUCACAGAUAUCCCUCCAACAUGUCUAUUUCUAGAUAAAUGCUAUAUGACCUGUGUCACAUUGCCUGACCUCCUUCGUCCGCUGUAUGUCUGCAUUCUGUAUUUUCUGAGCAUUUUGACAUUAAAUCUGAAUUAUGCUAUCCUGACACUAGGUGGUAGCAGUGAUCAGCUUCACUACAGUUUUGCAUAGAAUAGAUUUUGCUAAUCUUGUAAAAUUAUUUGGGUCAGUAUUUUCAUAUCAGUACAGCAGUAUUACAGUUUAUGACUGUGCAAGAAACAUGUUCUUUAUUUUAAGGCUUGUGGGCUAAAAAAUAAAAAAUAAACAUUAAUAAACCAUUCCAGAUAUCUACUACCAUUUCUAUAUCACUGUUACUGCUCCCACUGGAAGGCUAUUCCAGGUAUCUACUACCCUUUCUAUAUCACUGUUACUGCUCCCACUGGAAGGCUAUUCCAGGUAUCUACUACCCUUUCUAUAUCACUGUUACUGCUCCCACUGGAAGGCUAUUCCAGGUAUCUACUACCCUUUCUAUAUCACGGUUACUGCUCCUACUGGAAGGCUAUUCCAGGUAUCUACUACCCUUUCUAUAUCACUGUUACUGCACCCACUGGAAGGCUAUUCCAGGGAUCUACUACCCUUUCUAUAUCACUGUUAGUCUUUACUGCUCCCACUGGAAGGCUGUUCCAGGUAUCUACUACACUUUCUAUAUCACUGUUAGUCUUUACUGCUUCAGCUGGAAGGCUGUUCCAGGUAUCUAGGGUUGUGGUGUGUGAUUCUCACGUUUAGGAGGUUAUUGACUGAUGAGCAGUGAGUUAUAGGAUGUAAACUGUGUUUCCACUGACGGCAGUGGCACAAUUGGCUGAAGAUACUUACUUCUCGGUCCCAGGAUACACUUUAGAUUUGCGUCUUAACACAAUGUAUCGCUACUGUUUUCCUGUGAAGGGUUGGGGUAGCUGCUAAUAGAUUAGUUGUUUAUUUUCCCCCUUUGAUUUGAGUUGCUUGGCGCUAGUUUGUAGGCACUCAACAGGCCCAUUAAAUGAAACGGUCACUAGUGUCCGGAGAGCAGACCGCUAAUGUUUGGCAGCUUUAUAUGAGUUAACACUGCUGCAUUGGGUUUAUAUGGUUUCAUUUACUGAAAUCUCAGAAAUUUUUGUUUUCUUUUCCAUCCACCAUGGUACAUUAAAUACAUUUUACCCUUUAUUCUUCUUAACUGAAAUUAAGUAAUAAAACGUCCUUGUCUCUGUGAUGUUAACUCGCCCACUGCCAGUACAUAUUGCUACACCUUGCAGAGCAAUGCUUCCCUGGACCUCACCUUCCCCAAUAAUUUAUAUCAACAGGGUGGCAAAAUACUAAAACCAUUUGAUUUCGUUAUGAUGGGUCAGGCUCUCCUCUGAUAUGUGAAGGGUUGUUAGCAGCACAGCACCUGCUAUUGUGCCGUUUAUUCUUAGUUUCUAGGGAAAAAUACAGGUAGGAUGCAGCAGUGACAGGGUUAAAAUUCUGCCACUCUAGUUGCGGCAUAGGCUCUCUUUCCAAAGUGUUAUUAUAUAACGUAUAAGAGUUAGUGCAGUCCAGCGCUCCUAGGCGAUACACUAACAGCCAUUACCGCUCUCACAUGGUCAGAUAUGAACGCGCCAGGUUUCCCAGAAGGCCCCCUGUCAGCUCACAUUAUUCUAACUGGUGGUAUGAGUAUUAGGUCAGUGUAAGCGGCCACGGCGUGAUGCUAUUGCCCUCUCACUUCUAUUUUUCCCCAUCUGACAAAACUAAUCUAUCACAGAUUUAUUAAAUGGCUCUGCCGGCUGUCUGACAUCCACACAGCUUGUGGAGCCAACACAAACGGAACUCUGGGUAAAGUGGAUCUGAUGGAGGUCUGCGAUCAAUCCCAGCUCACCCCCAUAAAUAGCUGUUACCCCUUUGAAUAAAAGCAUGAACCUCACACAAUAUGCAAUAUGGGGUUCUGUGUAAGGAGGCGUUAGGAACAGUCUGUUGGUUUACAUGUACACCGCGUAGGCUUCAUUAACCCCUUGAAACCUAGGCAAAUUCUUUUACAUCAUGACAUAGGGCAGCAAUAUAACUCCUCUACAGAACAGCCAUUGUUUGAGAAAAUAUUUAGACAUUCAGUUAGUUACCUGUCAGAUAAUGAGCUAUGAGUUACGAUUUGAGAGCACAGAGUACAUACUGUGUUUACUUUUAUUGUGGGGUUUUGUGUGAAUGCCAGAUGUGGAUGUCUACAAAUGUUAUUAUCUACCUGUUACAAGUCUUGUGCAUUGAGUGUCCCAGCUGAGUGUUUUGACACAUUAUUACGUAUGAUUUUCUAAUAACAGACAUUAACCCCUUUUGCCCUACAUCACUCUGAAUUCUUUGUGUUGUGCACCAAAAAGGGUGAACGGUCAUCCUUUGGGAAUCUGAGUCCAUGCAGGAUCGGUAGCAUCAUGGAUUUCGACACAAACUAAGGAUGUGAACCUGCUGUUUCACCUCAUUUCACUUGUUUUCUUUUAGACUGGGAUCUGAGGACUGUGUAUCUAUUGGUGUCAUGCCUGUUCAGCCAGCUCAAGGCGAUCUUUUGCUUUGUGACAUGGCAUCAGGUCCUGCCAGCUCAUCAGGCCCCUGUCUAAGCCCAGGCCCCAGGCGGCCGCUUAUAGCCAGUUAUGGGUAAAAGGUCUCGGACUCUGCCUACUGAAUCAUGCAUGUAAAACCCAAAGACUUCUAAAUCCUUACCCAAAUUGAGGUACGGUUGUUUUUUUCUGGAGUGUCUCACACAUUGCCCAGGGCUACUUACUUCCUACCUCUAGACAAAGAAGAACAAGAUUGUUUGUGAGGAAAAAAGCACUUAAAAAAACUACUUCAGGCACCAUAACAAUUUAAUUGUGAUGAAGUUGUUAUGGUGCCUGGAGUAUCCCUUCAAGUUCUGUGGGAUAAAGAUGCUCUCUCACACUACAAAUUAGUGUUGUUAAUGCAAUUCAUCUGCGCAUCCUAGUCUGAAAUGCCAACCAUUGUAAUGGAGUGGCAAUAAACUCUUACAAUUCACUUUUCAGUGAAUGAUGAUGAGUGUGUCCCUAUUCUUUUCUUUUUCUUAUUUUUUCCGCAUCGAGAUGUUUGAAAUCUUUGAAUCGGGAAUCAGAUAUGAGUGAGCCAUGAACUAGUGGGUUAUCUGUAAGAUUUGUUUCCCUACCUCCUCCACUUGAAGGUACAGAGCGCCUGCCACUACGCCAUCACUUAGACAGCUACAUGGCACCUCCCUCUGGAUUUAGAAAGACAUAACAUAUCCAUCAAGGAACCCUAAGGAGCUUUUCAUUGGUGGUUCCACCUGGUACAAAAUCAAUUUAGUUUUACAGCUUCUUCACAAUAAAAGAGCCUGCCUGUUUGCCCUCUCUAUUAAAUAGGUCAUAAAUGUCUUUAUUGCCGAGCGCUGCCUUCUCUCCAGUGAACAUAUUCACAUGGGCUCCCAAUACUGCCAAAGAUCUUUCUUUUUAUUUAAUUUGAACACAAUUCCAAUUACAGCGGACAAUCCAAACAAAAGCCAAUUGUAAGGGAAUGACACAAACAUGCCUGGACCACCGUGAUUCCUGAAGAUUUAUAUAAGCAUAUAAAAUCUGCUUGACAUUGUUAAAUGAGAAAACAAAACCCUCAUAUUUCAUAGAAAAAUAAAGAGAACUGGAUCAGAUGCAUUGUGUGGGGAUGUAUUUUAAUAAAAACUGAUUUACGAGAUGCUAUCUGACCCUGCAGUUAUAUCAGCCAAGAUUAAGAAAUAAAGAUGUUUAUAUGAAAAACUCAAAGUUCCUUAUGCCUUUAAAUAGCACAUGCCUUUUGCUGUCAUAUAAAUGGUUAAGGUGGCAGAUUUGGGCUACUGGAUGAGGUUGGUAAUGUGUGGGUAACAAGGAGCCCCCAUCACAUGCUUGCUGCAGUUCCCUUGAGGACGAGCUGAGUGUUUCUGUGCUAAAUUCCAUGUGAGCAGACAUUCUGCAGCCAGCUGUGUUGGUCUCUUCCCAAAUCUCAAGGUCUAGACAAAAAAAAAUGUAAAAAGUAUGCGUUUCGUGACACCUAUCUGAAGAACCUGCUACUUUUAAUUCUUGUGUUUUGUAAAUCCAGGGUCUGAGUAACUAAUACACAUUGUGAGGAACCACAACUGUAGUGGUUUUGGUCCAGGAGUGCCCUGGUGCUCCCCCCAUUGUAAGUAGUUAACAUGUUUUAGAAUAGUUGAAUUUUUACCUUGGGUCACUGCCAACAUCUACAGAAACUUCUGCUAGCGCUCCUAUGCUAAGCCCUGCAGUGCAGACCGAGGUUAUUGGUGGAGAUCGUAAACUGAUUGCUCUCAGCCAGUGAGCUACUUGCAACACUGGGCUUUUGGCUCUCGGUCAGAAGUAGUAGAGGCAGGCAUUGCCCAGUGGACCCCAAGUAAAAAACCACAAUGUUCUAAACCGUCCUCGCUGAGGUCUCAAACAAGUCUUUGCUCACAUGUGCCAUUACAUAGAGAAUGUCAGUCUGUCACCUAUCAUACAGAUCUCAUCCGCAAGUAAUGUCCAGAUGUGAAAUGUCUGUGAAAUCGUUAAAAAGAACAAACCUUGAAAAAGGAGGACCUAGUAACAUUCCAUUGAUUUCCAUUGGGACUGCUAUACCUUUAGAACUUUGGCUGACAGUUACUCUUUAUACAAAACCCCACAUUGACUAAGACACACUGGGUAUCAUGUCAGAAUUCACAUUGAUUGGAUCAUGAGCGGGCUGUAGCAGCGAGACAAGUUUUCACUCCACUCAUCUCGCCACAGUGUAGUGAUCACUGCUUCCGAUGGAGAGCUAUUGGAUUCUAUGAUUCUCUAUCAGAUGUAGUUGGUUGAAGGGUCACGGUGGUUGCCAUGCUUGCACCCAAAGUCCAACAGGUUAUCUAUGAGAAGCAAUUGAUUGGACUGUGGCCAGGGAAUGGCUAAUGAGGUGUGACCAUGGAGGAAUGGAAAGAUCCUCGGAGAGCUUGGCCUACUGGAUUCAAGGUAAGUAAGUAAAAUUUCACCUUAUUUUACAGAAUUUUUUUACACACACAAACAAGGUCAAUAUUCUGUUUUAUUUAGUGGUGACAUUUGGUGCCAGAUACAUGCAGGAUAUGUCUAUAUCCGCACACAAUAUUUAACCCUGUAAGUGCCAGAGAGCAUCGUGUGAAUACACCUAUCUGUCAUCCUAGGGGUUAAGUGCCACUGCAGUUUGGUUCAGCCUGAACUGGUUUUGAAGGAGUUAAGAGAUGGCAGGUGGAAGAACAUUUUUUUCACUACCGUGGACAUUUUGCUUACGGUAAAUUAUGUUGCCGGCUGCUCCUUUUUGCCUUGUUUUGCUCGAUCAAUAGCUAUUGUGUUGUGCUGUGACUUAUACAUCAUGACAAGUGCCACUCAUUGUCCUUAACUGUGUGUUGUAGGUGGUUAAUGGAGAGAAGGUCGAAUGACAGCCGGGACUGUUGUCAUCACCGGUGGAAUAUUAGCGACUGUUAUCCUUCUCUGUAUAAUCGCGGUUCUUUGCUACUGUAGGCUACAGGUAAGUGAGCGCAAGGGAGAUGCACUAGGAUUUUAGAUGUUGUAAUUAAUGUAAAAUUAAUUAAUUAGAAUGGAUGUGACAUGUCACUAUUUAAGCAUUGCUUAAAGGGACACUCUAUGCACCACAACGUUAUCUUAAUGAAGCAGGUUUUGUGUAUAGAUCACUGCCCCUGUGGUCUCUUUUGUUUCUGUUCAUGCAACUCUAGCCACACCUCCCCUGGCUGAGGCUCACACAACUUGCAUGAAAGAAAUUGUUUAAUUUUUAUUCAGAUCAUACAGCACAGUGUGUUUACUGUAGAAGUUCUGUUAUCAUCUACUGCUCUGUCAGUUGAACUUUAAUCACACGUAGUGUUCCUAGAGGCUCUAGCAUGCUAUUAACAGAGCAGGAGAAACAAAAUGCUAAAUUAAACACAAUGAGCAAUUAAACAAGUUAAAAAAUAUAUAUCUUAUUACAGGAAGUGUGUAGGGAAACUGUGUAGGUCACAUGCAAGGAGAUAAAAAAAAAGUGAUGUAACUCCUAAAUAGCAGAAAAUUGAGCAGUGAGACUGCAGGGUUGUGAUCUAUAAACCAAAACCACUUAAUGGGGAUAAAGUUGUUUUGGUGCUUAGAUUGUCUCAAUAGGUGUGAAUUGUGAGGAAUUAAAAUUUUAGGACAAAAUAGCAAACUUCAAAAAAAAUUUAAAGCCAGUUUUGAUAUUUUGGCCUAAAAUUUCAAAUUACUUUUACAUUUGUUUUGACAAGCCACACUUCAGUGAAUUCUCAGAAGAUUCUGUAUAGAUAUAUUUCACAGUAUGUUUAUUUAGGAGAGUUCAGUGUAUUAUCUGUGGCUGAGGUCAACCCUGACAUUCAAUGUCUCCACCCUCUGCAUGUCGACACUGAACUUUCCUCAUAGAGAUGCAUUGAUUUAAUGCAUUUCUAUGAGAAGAUGCUGAUUGGCCAGGGCUGCGUUUGGCUUGUGCUGGCUCUGCCCUUAUCUGCCCCCGUAACAAGCUCAGGCAAUCAAAUGAUUUCCUAUGUAAAGCAUUGUGAUUGGCUUUGAAUAACACUUCUGAUGAUGUCAGCCAAGCAGGCAGAUCAGGGGCAGAGCGAGCACCAGCAGCAGACCGGAAUAAAGGUAAGAUUAUACUAUAUUAAGGGGGCCAAGAUGGUGGUUUUAACACUAUAGGAUCAGGAAUACAUGUUUGCGUUCCUGGCCUUUUAGUGAUCACCCCAAUUCUAUGUAAGCAAAUUAUACUUGGAGUAGUACAUCACAUUUCCUUUCCUUUGGAUACUCUAUGUGGUUACCUACUAAACCUUUCUCAUUUCAGCUAAAUAGGUCUAGAAUUUGCAAUUCGCUUGUCAAUUCUCCCAGAAUUCAAGUUUAGUGAAUAAAAACUUUCUGAUUUUAAGAGUGUUACGAUCAUCUUGUAAUCAAGUCUUUGUGUUUUCUUUUUCAGUACUACUGCUGCAAAAAGGAAGAUUCGGAAGAGGAUGAGGAGGAGCCUGACUUUGCCGUGCAUUCUCGCUUCCCGCCGGUGCAUUGUAACCGGAAUGUAGUGCUGGCGAAUGGCCCUUCCAUCUAUUCCUCGCCAUAUAACAAAAAGCACCAGCACUGCAGGAGUGUGUGCCAGGGCUGCACGCACCAUGAGGCCCCUGCGUUCCUCCUGCACCCACCUGAAGAGAUCCGCAAUGGAGGGGAACGCAUCACUUACAAGACAAUCAGCCAGGAGGAGAUUGAACUACCGGUGAAUCUGGGUAACAUGCAGGUUCUUAAUCCCAACCGGCUAUCUGCCAUGAGGGAAGCUUUUUCCCGCAGCCGAAGCAUAAGCACUGAUGUGUAAGGACAGAGGUCUUCCCUUCAAACUGGCCCAGAUUUUAUCCUCAAGUUGGCAUAGGUCCUCCUCCUAACAAAGACCCACGUUGCAGACUGGCACAGACCAUCCCUCCAUAGGGCAUUAACCUACUGUCCAGAUUGGCACUAAAUCUUCUUCUAGAUUACCACAGGCCAUCUCUUUAGACUGGGACAGACCAUCCAUCCAGAGAGCAAAUGUCCACACUCCAGACUGGCCCAGAAUUUCCUUCCAAUCUGGCAAAGACAGUCAUUCCAUGCUGGCACAGAUUCUCCCUCCAGUCUGGCACAGACCCUCCCCCCUCCAGGCUGCCACUGACUCUCUCCAGAGAUCCUUUCUUCAGGCUGACAUACAUUUUCCUCCCUGUUUGGUGAAUUUUUUGCUGGAAAAAAAACUCCCCUAUACCCUAUUCUGACAAUGAGAUUCACAAGCUAUUUCGUAUUACAUGUCUGUAUUGUACGAUCAAGCAAAAAAAAAAAAAAACACAACAAAGCACAGUGCUACUUCUUUAUCAAUCUGUGCUUGUCCCCUCCUGUCACUCUGCUGUCCCCAAUACCUGAUGUUCUUUAAGCUUUUAAAUUAAUGGAAAAGUGUUUUUGAAAAUAUGAAUGUAUUUCUGCAUUAUAUACAUGAUAUAAGUAUAUAUCAGUACAUCACUAUGUAUAUGUUUGGUAUAAAGAAACUCAGAGGAAUACAAAUGCAGAUUGCAAUAUGGAAGGCUGAAAAUGAUAGGAAACAUUUUUUUUUAUAACCAUUGGAAAGCUGAAUUUUGAUAUUGUGGUGUUUUAUAUCCAGAAACAGUGAGCGUGUCCGAAUGAUGAAUGAUAAUGAACUUAGAACUGGGAUUGAGAUGUGGGAGUUGGAGUAACAAGUAAGGUUUUUUUUUUUUUUUUUGUGACUGAAUGUUGCAAACAUCAUAUAAAUAGUGGUGAUUAGGAAUUUAUGCAAGGGGAAGAGGGGCAUCAUCAAAAUACAUUGGAUUAGCUAGACCUCCAAACAGUAGCUUUUGUUUAACCUACUGCCACUUUCUCUACAGCUCUCACAAAACAUAAAAAAAUGGAUCCUAAAACAUAUUUAUAUAUAUUUAUUUUGCGUCUAUAUGCUAAAUAUUUUUGUUAAAAGGAGGAAAGAAGCUCGGUCACACAGAAACGAAAAUCAAUGUACAUAUCAGAAAAAUAGUUUAAAAAUGUUAUAUAUUAUUAUGGUGGUUAAAUUGAUAUCAUAGGAAGUGACCCAAAGCAGAUUAUUUUAUAUGUUCUCCCGUUUGGAUUUAUAGUGCUAUAUUCUGGCAUCACGUCUGUCAUUUGAAAAAGUCACCGCCAGGGCAUGCUUUCUGUACAAAGAAAUCAUGUCGGCAUACACGACUUUACAGCUUACAGCUUUAAGUCCCAGUUUUUCCAAAGUUAUGAGUCCCCUUUAGUCAAACGGUUUCUUGGACUUAACUUAUAAGCAGUCUGGGUGCUGUGCUUCCAGACCUCAGACAUUGUACAGCACCAAAUGCAAAUGAACUACAAAGGAAAAUGUUUAAUUUGAACAUGAAACCCUUUUUAGUUUUCAAAUUUGAUGGAUCCAUUACAUUUUUGAUCUUUGCAUUUGCUUGCAUUUAGGGAAUAAAUUGCUUUAAGAUUUAUAGACUGACUCACUACUGAAUAAAUCAUAGCUAGAACCUUAAAUAUUUAUAUUAAAACAAAAAUUAAGCUGUUUCCUGCUGUUUUCUUACCAUUUUUCAUUAAAAGAACACUAUUGUGAUCUUUAAACCUGUAUUAUUUUGUACCCCAAUGUGUCGGUAGGGUCUUUCAGAUUUCAGGGCCCCCUUUUUACUAAAUAAAAUAGUUAAAAUGUAACCCUUUACUUGCAUGUAAUCCAGUACCAAGACAGCAUCCUUUCUGAAGCCCCGUCCUUCACCACUUAGAUCAUCAGGCAUGAGGACCAUUUUGUCCAAUCAAAUGCUUCUCAUCAUUGUGGGCUUAAUGCGCAAUGCACCAUUUAGAUGCUUCUCAUAGAGACACACUAAAUACAAUGCUUCUCUAUAACAAGUAUCAGAGGAUGUUUGAUAUCCUCAUGCAAGUGUGAUGACAUCGAAUGUCAAGAACCAGGUCUGAUUGCAGAGAGAGCAUCUAGUGACUAUUAGUGUAACAGCCACAAGAGGUGUGUUAAGCCCCCACAAUAAAAACAUUGCUGUUUCUCCAAAACAACAGUGUUUUACAUUACAGGAGUGAGAUGGAAAGGCCACGACAUUCAAGUCAUUUUAUUGAUACAAAGGUUUGUGGCGGGCUAUUGAGUUCCUUUAUUUUGGAAAAGUUAUAGUAUUGAAAAGAAAGUACUACAAAUAGAAACCUUUGGGACAAGGAAUGGCGAAACAGACAAUUCAUGCAUUGUAGUGUGAAGAAAAUUUGUUGAGGUGCGCCAUGUUUAUUGCAGGAUACAUUGUGAUAAGGAGGGUCACCUCUAAUAAACUGGCAAUAAAUUCAAAGGGAAUUAAAAAUUUCCCCCCAUAAUAGUUGAACUGCAAACAUAGCCUACUUUUUUCAGAAUAAUCAAUUUUGACCUGAAAUUUGAAUUUCGGUAUUGAUAACUGACAAUUAACACUUUUUAAGGAAAAAUAUUUAGUGUAACAUUUUUGUUACACAUGUAUGUUUCGCAUGUAACGUUAGGGAAAAUAAACCCUAAUUUCCAGGAAUUCCUCAAAAUUACCUGCAGUUACAGAAUUAUUUUGUUUAAAAUGGUUAUAAAUUAAGAGGUUGUUCAGUAUCCAUGCUCUUGCAAUACUUCUUAGAUGUUUUAGAAAGGAAAGAUAGUAAUUUAAUAACACACAGCAGGUAUACCACUAAAAGAAAAUGUGAAAUACCUUGUUGUAGGAAUCUGCUGGUGUUUUUGAGAAUGCAGAUUCUCAAAACACCAGCAUUCAGUAGGAGGGCAGCCAUCUUGGAAGCAUGUGAGGAUAGCAGCUAAUCAAACACUGUGGUUUGUAGAAUUGCUUCCAAGAUUUCACUGUAAAGAAAAUAGAAAACUGUUAGUUUAUGUUUUGUACACUGUGCCUAAAGAAUGGAUCAAAUAUUUCAGGGUACUUAUGAAAGUGAGGAUUCAAAGUGAAUUUCAAAUUCAAGGCCAAAUUUGCCAAAAUGGAAGCAUUGCCGACUUAGAUAAUUUUUCCAGUUCGGCUAAUUUUACCUUGAGUUCACUUCGAAUUCUCACUUAAGUAAAAACUCUACUUGUGUUGAUCAUUAUUAAAAGUGCUCUUUGAUGGCAGAUGGAAAAUGUACAAUGACCACUUCACUUUAAGCAAGGUCAUUUUUUAUUAUUAGAAUUUUCGAAGUAUAGUUUGAGAAGGAUGAAAGCAAUAUUGUAGGCUUUUUAGUGCCAGCAAACUGUGUGGGUUAACAUAUAAUCCUAAAUGGUUGUUGGCAUGACAUCAAACAUUUGCCUAAAGCGGCACUUCUGUAAUGCUGGCGAAGUAGAGGAAUAAACAUGCCCGCAUCGGGGGUAGCUCUACCCACUUUGAGCCUUCUUACUAAUGCUCAUUGAUUAACAUUACUUCUUAUUUAUUUUAAAAUGGUUUAGGAUGUAUCUGCAUAUAAUAUGUAAUGAAAAUUGUGUUCAUUUUGUUCUGAUGUGUCCACUGCAGAAGGGCUAUUUUCUAAAGUGAGAAUUGUCAUAAAGUCAAAGUAAAUUAAAAACUUUUAAACCACAAUAGCUGAACUGGAGACAUAGCAGAUUUAGAUAUUCGGUCUUAAGUUUGAAAUUCACGUUGAAUUCCCAUCAAUUCUCACUUUGGUGAAUAACCCUGCAUAAUUGCUAUACAAGUUUUUUUUUUUAAAUUAAUACCAUUUACUCCAAGAUUUACAGGUUGAUAUUCCAUCACCUCAUCCAAUUUCACCAUUGUAAAUGGCUUGCUGGAUAUGCCUGGAUUUGGACCAUGUAACUUUGUUCAAGUGGAUCAAAUCUAAUGGUUUAAAACCUGGGUAAUGAAACUUAGCAAGUCCGUACUGUGCCAGGAACAAGGCAAACAUUAAUUCUUCAGUGCCAACAAAUCAUACUCUUCCUGUUUUUCCUGAGAACGAGAAUAUUUUGUAUUCAAUCUAACCAGAAAACAACAAUCUGGACAUAUUCUACCGCACAAUGGAUUUUGUUUAAAUGACUGAAUUCUAUUUGGUGUUGACGUUUGCUUUAGUAUUAACAGGUGGAUAGGUUUUACUUUGAUAUUAUACUUGUGUGACCAUGGUGAUUUAUUCUGUGUGGAAAGUGCACCUGUACCUAGUUUGACAUGGAAACCAGAAAAAAAAAAAUAAUCGAACUUCACAGUAACCGCACCGAGAUACUUAACUCUCUUAUAGACAAAGCCUUACCCUUUCAGUACUAACCUCUUUCGUUUUCUGCUCUCUCCCUCUCCUUGAGGUUUAUGGAUUAAGCUCUGAAUUAUAGUGAAUUGAAAACUGAAUGGGGAAAAAGAAAAACUCUGGAUUCUGUAACAACUUAAUUGAAAUGACGUUUUGGAGUCAGACGGUCCCUUACACUGGCUUACCUUUAGGGGUUAAACCUUUCACUAACAUUUAAUCCCAAAGUCUGUGCUCCAGCGCCAAUCUGCUCUGCUCCCUUGUCCUUCCAUCUUCUGCAAUGCUUAUUAACAGAAACAUCAGGCAGGGCUUCCACUGAAUGGCUUAGAGCAGCUAUCUGAUGCUCUGAGCCAUUUAGGAGCUCCUCAUUCAUAAAAACGUCUUGAAAAAGGUACGUAUCUUUUUACAGCCGUUUUUAUGAACAGGAACCUAGUGAUUGGUUUAAAGAAUCAGCUGACUGUUCAAUCAGUGGUGCUCCUACCGAAGCCUUCCGUUAAAAAGAACUGCAAAAAGUGAAAGGCUUGCAGGGGGCAGAGCCGAAUGAUGCUGGAGCACAGAAUUAAUGGUUAAACUGUUUGUGAAUGGUUUAGCCCUUAAAAGUAAGCCAGCUCUAGGGAUCUCCUGGCUACAUUUCGAUGAAGUUAUGUUGCUGAAACUGUUCCUUUUAGGCAGAAAGUGCUGAAUUUCAAGAAUUCUUCAACUCUCAUUAGUCACAGCUUUGCUAUUGCAGCCUAGAAGAUUGUAUAAUUUAGUUUUCCAUUCAUAACAGUUCACAGUAGGCAGGGUUGUGUAAUAAAGUGUUGAAUAUCAGGAAUUGAAAGUCAAUUUCAAAGUAUAGCCCAAUAAUUCACUUAGGCUAUUUUGGUCUAAAUGUGAAAUUGUCUUUGCAUUCCCAUCAAUUCAUACUUUAUCGAAUGGGAUUUCGUGUGAAUAAACUUUAAAUCUUUACAUUCAAUCAUUUUGUCAUAGCUGCAGAGCACAUAGAAGCAAGAUCUAUUCCUCAUUACAAAGUUCUUGUCCAUUAACGUGUAUGUUUAUUUUAUAUUUAUGUCAGUAUUAUUUACUGAUUCAAUGGCGAAAUGAUGAAGUUUGUUGACCCACAUUAUAUGAUCAUGAGUUACAGAACAGUGGAAUGAAGCUAUGAUUAGUGGCAUUCCUCCAUACCUUUGCUGCCUGUGAAUACAUGUUCUGAGGAGUGAAGGGGUUACUGUGCUAUAUAAAUGUAUAGAUAUAUCUUCCUCUCUAUAGUAAAUACAUAUUGGUGGUUAGUAUGUUACUGAUUUAUUGGCAAUGAUUUGGUAAUUCAAUGACACCUAAAAGGUUUGUUCAUGUGUGCAUCCUUGGCUAAAUACAAAGUCAAAUAUUGCCGUAUCAUUGUAAUCGGUAGGGCAGACUUUACGAGAGUUAGACCCCCCCCUACAGUGCAGGCGAUUAAGAUUUUGUCCCACGACAGGUGAAUCGGUAAGAUAAGUAUUUCUGACUGUGCCUAGGUGACACUUUACAACCAAAACCGUAUGAAAACUAUCCUUAAAUUCCUAAUCUAAAUCGUGGAACAGAUCUGCAGCUCACAAAUCAUUUCCAUUUCUAGAAAGAUGGACUUAAGUAUAAGGAUGGUGUCUACAUAAGGUUUGAAGACACUGAAAUGCAAUGCAAAAUUCAGAUAUGUAUCAAUAAUAAUGGAUGCAGAGUUAUUUUAGCAAUAAUAAGAUACCUCAUACGGAGAAUCUUUCAACUUACAUUUCUGGUAACGCUUUAAACCUUUAAUAUCAACAAUCAUUUAUAAAUCAGUGUUUUGAUAAGGUGUACAGUCGAUUACAGUGUGAACCGUAGCACGAUGGCUAUCACUUUAGUGUCCCUGCCGUUGUUAAUUGCACGACUUUGGCAGAUCCAGACAUCUCUUCACAUUAAGACUGUGGUGAAGCAUCAGAUCGCGUACAUCUUAAUUUUGUAUUUAAAACAAAUAUUGCAUCGGUACAAAAAUAUAGUCUACAGAAAUGACAAGAAUUGGCACCUUUUCAUGUUAAUGAUAUUCAUCAUUCCUUUAAUUAACUCUGUAUUCUGAAGUAAUCAAGGAACUAGUAUUUGUUUAUUUUUUUGGUGUGGCGUUCCAGAAGCUGGGCUUGUGACCCGCUUGCGUUGUCUACUCAGGAAUCUGAGUUUUCUCUACUUUGGCCGUUUGGUAUUUUGUGCAAACCUUAUGAAACUGUUGGAUGCUGCCUUUAGAUUUUGGCAUUUAACCGUAUAAAGUGGUUGCAAAUUUUUUUCUUUUAUAAUUAUGUUUGUUUCAUUUAGCUUAUCGUAAAGAUGGGCAAAAAUUAAUGUUUCACUACAAUAAUAUUUUUUUUUUAAAAAGCACAUUUGUUAAUUUGUUGGAAAAGACUUCUGGAUUCACUGAGAAAUUAAAUUGAAAUAAACGACUAUUUGUAAAUGCCGUGGAGACUCAUUUCUGCUGUUGGCUUCAAAUUCAUAUAUUUUGUGUAUCGAGAACAUUGCGAG
This is a messenger RNA of Pelobates cultripes (western spadefoot toad), 20158 nucleotides long. The record is from the annotation of a GenBank genome assembly. Lineage: Eukaryota; Metazoa; Chordata; Amphibia; Anura; Pelobatidae.